CAGAGAAGGCGCUGCCGACUAGCGCGGCUGCCUGACCGGGCGGCUCCCUCAGACGCCGUCUUCACCUUGGCCCUCUUUCUUUCCUCUCCUUCUUCGACUUUCUCUUUUCCUUAAUCACUUAACUUCUGUCUCCUGGUGGACUUGGGCCACUUUGUCCUCCACCCCCACUGUAGCUUGUCGCCUCCUCUUUCUUCCUUCUACAUCUCUCUCCUCGCCCUGUUCUCUCAGCAUCACGCUCCCUUCUAGUUUUGUGCGUCUGCAAACUUUUGAACAGAAUACUGGCCUCAGCAAACAAGUCCUCCAGCUCCUCCUGCUGCUCCUGUUCGUUCCUGCGGCUUCUCCUCAGACACGAACGCCAGACGGCGAUUCCUUUUGGGUUGUGAUUCCAGCGCAGAAACUUGGAGGAAUCCUUUGAUCACCGUCCUACUUGGCAGCAAACCCUCUGCUAGCGGCGAACGACCAUGUGUAGCGGAGCGAGGCUGGCCCUCCUGGUCUACGGGAUAAUAAUGCACAGCAGCGUGCACUGCUCACCUGACACCACCGGACUCCAGUUUCGUGGGACCAGGUCGGAGAAGGAUGCGUAUGACGAAGCGUACGACGAGGACGGAAACCAGCUGCAGAACUUCUAUGACUUGGAGCCGCCGGGCGUAGAGAGCCCAGCCUCUGCGCCCCGGGAAGCCGAAGUGCUCGCAUACCCGGGGGAGACGAGAGAUGUCGCUCACGUGAUCCUUAGCAAGGCCUACCGCAAAGUGCUGGACCAGCUGUCCCGCAAGAAAUUACUGCAGAAGCUCGUGGCCAAGGGCAUGGGUGGGAUUCGAAGCGGAGACACCAAGGACGACUCAGAUCCUCUCUCCAAGCGCCACUCGGACGGAAUCUUCACGGACAGCUACAGCCGCUACCGGAAACAAAUGGCUGUCAAGAAAUACUUGGCUGCCGUCCUUGGGAAAAGGUAUAAACAAAGGGUUAAAAACAAAGGACGCCGGAUAGCAUAUUUGUAGCGAUGAGUUACCAGCUACCCUGUGGUGUAUACAACCCUGACACAAUGAAAAGUCAUUCUUCCCAACAAACUGAACAGUCACCGCUCAUGUGUUCUAUCCAAACAUGUAUUUAUGUAUGAAGUGAAGCCAUUAAAUGAAUAUUUUGAUAAUAAUAUUGUUUUUCUUUUUACAAAGCACUAGAGAAUGCACAGAUAUACUUU
Molecule: messenger RNA, 1198 nt
Organism: Artibeus jamaicensis (Jamaican fruit-eating bat)
Lineage: Eukaryota; Metazoa; Chordata; Mammalia; Chiroptera; Phyllostomidae
Gene: ADCYAP1
Product: adenylate cyclase activating polypeptide 1
Exons: 5
Coding region: 462-998 (178 amino acids)
Biological process (GO): neuron projection development; regulation of protein localization; neuropeptide signaling pathway
Cellular component (GO): extracellular region; perikaryon; neuron projection
Molecular function (GO): neuropeptide hormone activity; peptide hormone receptor binding; pituitary adenylate cyclase activating polypeptide activity
Source: RefSeq, a predicted model, not a curated record